Paramuricea clavata is the source of this 352-nucleotide messenger RNA. The record is from the annotation of a GenBank genome assembly. Lineage: Eukaryota; Metazoa; Cnidaria; Anthozoa; Malacalcyonacea; Plexauridae.
AUGGACGGUCUAAAACGCGCAAGGAUAAAACGUGGCGCUCAACGUGCACAAGCAACUAAAAUUUGGAACGAAGCUGAACUACUCAUAAACGGUGAAACGAACGAAGUUAAUAUUGAGAAACUACGGGUCAUUCUGGCAACGUACGACGCGAAUGAGACUGUAUCAGAUCUAAUCAAAGACGAAAAGGGCUUAGAGACGGAGAUCGUUGAAGCCGACGACUAUUUAACGGAACUAACUAAAAAGAGGUACACCAUAGAAUUCUUUAUCAAUCAAAGUACAAUCCAUAGUAAUUCGUUAGCUAGCCCUAUGGCUACCACAACACCACAAAACGGACACGUUUUUCCUACUCAAG